AAUUUUCAAUCAAGUCAAAAUCACCGAAACCAAAAUCACGGAACCUGGAUGAACGAUAGAACCCAGUCUCGCCUUCGAGUUCUCGCCUUCAAUGGAAUAUAAUAUCCGUCGACUUCGCGCCAGGACGUAGGAAGUCGUCGGGAGGCCCCGUCCCAACUUUUCCGGCUGGCGAGUGCCAGAAAAGACUCUACCAAAGGAGGUGGACAGCUAGAAAACGUCAUCGAGAUGUCGUAACCGUCCCUGAAGAAUAUCUCCAGGUGUCACCACGAGAUAAAUGAGAAUUAUUGACUUAUUAUAUAAACAACGGAUUGCCUAAACUGACCGCACCGACAACGCGGAAUUAAACGUGUCGCUUCACCAGCGACAAAAGCGCCGUCGAGUGAUCCGAACGUUUCGACAACGCGGAUAGCGCAUGAAUUAUUUAUCGAAUCGCCGUGGCGGAAUAACAAAAGAGCCGCAACAACAAGUAAUUUGUUGAACGGCCUAUGCCGGAGGUGAAAUUAACGUGCAGCGGCGGAAGCGAAACACGCGUGCGGCGAAUCGCAGGGACGUGGAACAAAUGCGCCGGAGUUGUCGCCAACUGCGGAACCAAUCGUAAAUCGACUAUCCAGGAUUCCUCGGAAGGACUAGUCGACGUCAACUCGAGCUUCCAAAAUUGGUGUCCUUGAGAAGCUUCCCUUUGCCAAAGGAAUCCCGGCGCCGCGGAGCCUUUCAGGAAUCUACGUGUGGUAUACACAUUCCUGAAAGGUUGGGGUAGGUCGCUAGGCAAACUGGGAGCGGAAGAGGGAAGUAGGACCGCCAUUGAAGAGGACCAAAAGUGAUAAAAAGAAAAAGGGGAUAAAAUGCUGGCGUUGAUAUUCCGCGGGGUCUUUAUUCUAGGCGUGCUCUCCUGGUACAGCACCACGGUGUGGAAGAUAAUCGACGGCUACUUCAAGGACCAGUUCCAGAAGUACCUCCAGGACGAGUACCAGAAGAACCCGAAGAUGAGGGAGGACGUCGAGUCCUACGCGUCAGCUGGUAAAGAGGGUCCCGUCUCCACAACACCUCCGACUGCGACCACGGAGGAGCCGACUCGGCACAUCCUGGACGCUCUCGACGAGGACACUUGUCCGGUCAAUGCUGCAGAGUCCUGCAAGGAAAUUGGAAUUCCGAAGAGCGACUCAGCCAGUGGUAACGAACUCGAGGAAGAUGCCGUUCCUAAUGAAAAAGGCGCUACCUCGCAGAGUUCGGCGAGUUCGACCCUGAAGAAGGAGGAAGGUCCUGAAGGGAACCCUGAGGAGAAACUUCCUGGCGACAACGUGGGAAAGUCGAAGGUUCAUGAUAGGGUCAUCUCUGAAGGCAACGUCGGAGGAAGGAAGAAAAGGGUAUUCCCUCCUUCUUCUUCGGUAGAUGAGGGUAAAAAGAAGCCGAAGGUGAGAACUAUUACCCUUACCGAGGCGGAUUUCGAGAUCGCCAAGAGGAGGAGGAAAAUCGACUACGACUUCGCCGAGUUCGAUGCCGAAGACGGUGCCUCGAUCGAGCCUCCAGAAGGUAUUCUGGUCUCGGAGCUUCCGUUUAAGCCGAAAGCUGAUAUCGGGGAUCUGGAGAGAGUCACUGCCGACGAGUUCUGUCCUUUGACCCUCGAGGAAGAGGCCACAUGUGGGGAGACCACGAAAUGGCCGUGAAUGGUCAAGGUCGGGAUCAUGGCCAGAGAGUUCGCAAGUAAUGGCCCCCGUGAACUUGCCGAAGUGAGGGAAACGGACGAUCCUAUGAACGUCCAGACUUUUAGAAAUUAUAUACGGUACAACUGUCUCGACUACAUGUCAGAUGGGAGGCUCUCAACGAGGCUUAUACAGCCAACGCUACAGGAUCUUGGAAGAAAAGUGGGACCCUGAAGAGCGACCCAGGGAGUGGCAACGAAUUCGAAAUAGAUGCUCGUCCUAGAGGAAAAUACUCGGACACCCAGAGUCCCACGAAUUCGACUCCGAGGAAAGAGGAAGGUCCUGAAGGGGACCCCGAAGAGAAACUUCCCAGCCACCUUGCGAAGAAGUCGAAGGCCCCGGAUGGAACAGCCUCCGAAUCCAAGGUCUUCGAGUUCAAGGAUGUCGAAGGGGGAAGGAUAUUUUCUACCUCGUCAAUAAAAGAGGGUUAGAAGAAAUAGCAGAAGGUGAAGAGCAUCGCUUUAACCGAGGCGAACUUCGAGACUGCUAAGAGGCGGAGGAAGGUCGACUACGACUUUGCCGAGGGUGACGCUGAAGACGGAGGUUGCCGUUUCAGCCGAGGGGCUGAUAUCGAGGAUCCGAAGAGAGCCACUGCUGAAGAGUACUGUCCUCUGACCCUGGAGGAAGAGGCCGCGUGUGGAGAAACCACGAAAUGGUCGUAAAUGGUCAAGGUCGAGAUCAGGGCCAGAGAGUUCGCGAGUGCGAGUGGCUUGCGGUGAACUUAAAGCGAGAGAAAUGAACGAUCUCAUGAACGACCAGAUUUCUAGAAAUUAUAUAUACAUAUAGUAGGCACAUCUUGAUUACAUGUUUAGAUGAGAGCGUUAGAGAUUUAUGCUAAGCGAUUUAGAAACUGUGAAGAGGUCUCGUAUGAACGGAGACCCCGAGGAAAGUGCAAUUUUCGCCGCGGCGAAGAUGCUCGAGCUACUGCGGGAAUCCUGUAGGAAUUUUCACCACGGCUUCAUAGCUUUUACACGCGUCUAUGAAAUUAGUUUCUUUAAUAUCGGAGAAAGUUUCCCGAGGAGCAUUUAUCUCCUCGAGUCAGCUCGGGAUAAGUAUUUCAAGGGUAAUUCAAGGGAACGUUAUCUCCCGCCGUUCAUGGUAAUUAUUGCAGCUUCGGCAAUUAGCACCGGCAUUUCAGUAACUCCGUUUCGAACUUCCCGUAAUUAUCACUUUUAUCACCGCGACUUGAUAAGGUAACUUCCAAAGUUCUCCCACCUCCCACUGUUCACACCUUCCUUGAAGAGUCCUUUUUUAAUUGCACCGUGAAAAAAAAUAGAAAUGGGUACAUCACUUCUGCACUUGUAAUCAAAUUUUUUAUUAAAUGUAAUCUUUUAGAGAUUGUUGUCCAGAAAUUUCAUUUUCUACGAUUACGUGGCAGGUAUUUUGAAUUCGGGUCCUUAAUGGGGUACAUUUUGGGGGAUGCAAAAUGCGCCAUUAAGAAAUGGUCCGCCACCCAUUUCCCACCCAUGUUUAUAACUUUCUCGUGCGUAUUCACUAGCAAGAGUACUUUCUUUCGGGAAGUGGCUGUAGCUUCGACAUCGGAAUUAAUGGCACCGCUAAGAGCAAAAUGCGUGCUGGUAGAUAAUGAAAAUCCUUACCUUCACCGUUCCACCGAAACGUGACUGCGCAACUAAGCCGAUUUUGCCCUUCGGUGCGCAGCUUUUUUACAAAGAGCCCACGUUGCACAAAAGCUCGCAACAAGAAUGCAAGGAAGAGAGCUUAACACCGAGGAUGGGAACAUUGGAUUUUCAAAGAUCAUCUAACAAUGAAAAGAUACUUCUACAGAAUAGAUGCUGCUAUAACGAUCGUUUAAUAACAACUAAGAGCCUCGGAAAUGCCAUUAUCAAUUUCUUGUAGGUAUUUACUAUCCUGGUAAUAAACGUCAAAACGUUAAGUCAGCUUUUCAUGGGUCGCGAAGAUAUUAACGUAAUUUAGGUUCCAUUUUUCCGAUAGCCGUAAGAACUGUUUCUCUCGAGGUUAAGCAGUGGCCUUCGACUGGCCCUCUGAUCAGCUGAUUUCUCCCAGGACCAGAAAUGGCCUCCAGGCCCGAACUCUACACAUUUCCCAUGCAAGGACAAGCAGAAAAACCUAUAUUUCCCCCGAACACCGUCAAUGCCUUUCAACCAGAACCU
Orussus abietinus is the source of this 3832-nucleotide messenger RNA. RefSeq lists its product as uncharacterized. NCBI's taxonomy places the organism in Eukaryota, Metazoa, Arthropoda, Insecta, Hymenoptera, Orussidae. The coding region runs from base 843 to 1664 and encodes 273 amino acids. The transcript is spliced from 3 exons. The record is from RefSeq and is a predicted model, not a curated record.